CUCAGCUGGCAAUAGAGACAGAACCAGGGGACUGGUGCUUCUGUGGACUUGGCCAUUUGCACAGCACAAGCAGUGAUGGAUAACUCCUCCGUCUGUUCCCCAAAUGCAACUUUCUGCGAAGGUGAUUCCUGCCUAGUAACUGAGAGCAACUUCAAUGCCAUUCUCAGCACAGUGAUGAGCACCGUGCUCACCAUUCUCCUAGCCAUGGUGAUGUUUUCUAUGGGGUGCAAUGUGGAAAUCAACAAGUUCCUAGGACACAUAAAGCGGCCAUGGGGCAUCUUCGUGGGCUUCCUCUGUCAGUUUGGAAUCAUGCCUCUCACAGGAUUUAUCCUGUCUGUGGCCUCUGGCAUCCUUCCUGUGCAGGCUGUGGUGGUGCUAAUUAUGGGUUGCUGCCCUGGAGGAACUGGCUCCAAUAUCCUGGCCUAUUGGAUAGAUGGUGACAUGGACCUCAGUGUUAGCAUGACCACUUGCUCCACACUGCUUGCUCUUGGAAUGAUGCCCCUUUGCCUCUUCAUCUAUACCAAGAUGUGGGUUGACUCAGGAACGAUUGUGAUCCCCUAUGAUAGCAUUGGCAUUUCUCUGGUUGCGCUUGUUAUUCCUGUUUCCAUUGGAAUGUUUGUAAAUCACAAAUGGCCCCAAAAAGCGAAGAUUAUACUUAAAAUUGGAUCCAUCGCAGGUGCAAUUCUCAUUGUGCUCAUAGCUGUGGUUGGAGGAGUACUGUACCAAAGUGCCUGGAUCAUUGAACCCAAACUAUGGAUUAUAGGAACAAUAUUUCCUAUAGCUGGCUACAGCCUUGGUUUCUUCCUGGCUAGACUAGCUGGUCAACCCUGGUACAGGUGCCGAACAGUUGCCUUGGAAACUGGAAUGCAGAACACUCAACUGUGUUCCACCAUUGUACAACUCUCCUUUUCCCCUGAGGAUCUCAACCUUGUGUUCACCUUCCCACUCAUCUAUACUGUUUUCCAGCUCGUCUUUGCAGCAAUAAUAUUAGGAAUGUAUGUCACAUACAAGAAAUGUUAUGGAAAAAAUGAUGCUGAGUUUCUAGAGAAAACAGACAAUGAUGUGGACCCCAUGCCAUCAUUCCAGGAGACAAACAAGGGAUUUCAACCAGAUGAGAAAUAGACACUAAGGAGGCAAAAGAAGAAAGCUUCUGGAACACCAUUCAUUAAACUAAAACUAAAAUUAUUUCUUUUGGUUGAAUAAGCAGCAGAAAAACAAAUUUAAAAGUUAAAUUCAAAUUUAAAUUAUUGGGGUUUUUUGUAUAAAGGGACUAGUGAUCCAUUCUUUUGUGUGACAAAGGUGUGUGUGUGUGUGUGUGUGUGUGUGUGUGUGUGUGUGUACAGGAGUCAUUUUUCUGUAUCCAUGGUCAGAUUGGUCACAAGAUAUUCCUUGAUUCCAAAUUCACAGAAGCUUAAGCCUCUUUUAUAAAAAGGCAAAGUGUUGGUAUUAAUCUCCUAUAUACUUCAAAUCAAUAUUAUCUUACUAAAAUAUUUAACAUGAUGUAAAUGUUGUGUAAAUAGUUGUUUCACUGUAUUGUUUAGAAAAUGAUUGUUUUAUGUUUAGUACAGAUAUCAUUUUUCAGAUAUUUUGGCCAUAGUUAAAAUCAUAGAUGUCAAACAUCUUUGGGAGGCCAAAGGCAUGUACAUAGAAUGUAUAGAUAGAUAGAUAGAUAGAUAGAUAGAUAGAUAGAUAGAUAGAU
Molecule: messenger RNA, 1699 nt
Organism: Rattus rattus (black rat)
Lineage: Eukaryota; Metazoa; Chordata; Mammalia; Rodentia; Muridae
Gene: Slc10a2
Product: solute carrier family 10 member 2
Exons: 6
Coding region: 76-1122 (348 amino acids)
Biological process (GO): bile acid and bile salt transport
Cellular component (GO): apical plasma membrane
Molecular function (GO): bile acid:sodium symporter activity
Source: RefSeq, a predicted model, not a curated record